UGCUGAGAAAUGAGUUCAACCUUCUUUAUCCUUUAUUUUUCUUUUUUUUUCGGUGUUAAAAAAAACAAACGUCAAUCUGUGUACAUUUUGUCAUUCGAUGAUUUUUGAAAUUGCAAUAUUGCGUCAUCUCUGUGACCUGUCCAACUGGAUAUAAUUGUGACACAAAGUGUAUACACAUGGAAAAGUGUUAUUGUGAAAAAAGUGUAUUUAAAAAGAAACAAUUGCAUCGCAAAAUAUAAAUACAAUAAAAAAAAGGUCCCUACUUAUUUUAAUAAGAUGGCACCGAGAAAUAAAGAAAACUUAAUGAAAAAAACGAAACAUAUUUCCGAGGAUGAAGAUGAUGAGGAUUAUAGAAAAAGACGCGACAGAAAUAAUCAGGCAGUAAAAAGAUCUCGCGUAAAGAGUAAAUUACGUACACAACAAACUUUAGAUCGAGUGAAUCAACUUAAAACCGAGAACGAAUUGUUGGAGGAAAAAAUUAAAAUGCUCACUAAGGAACUUGGAUUUUUAAAAGAUCUUUUCUUGGCGCAUGCAGGUUCAAAUCCAAAUUCAAUGAACAUACAAGACCUGGAUUUUAAUGCGAUUCUUGCUGAAGAGUCAUGUUCGAAAUCCGGGGAUUCAUCAAUGUAAAUAACUUGCCAUUUGAGUCGCUGUGUCGACGGUGGUACAAAUUCAGUUGAAUGGAACUUUGUGUGUCCUCAAUAUACUCUCGUUGGUUAAAAAAAAAAAUAUAAAAAAAAAAAAAAAAAUAGAAAGAAAAAAAAAGAAGAGUAAUUGAAACUUGGAUAUCUUGGAAAGAUGCCAACUUUUGCGAUUAAUCGCGUGCGAAUCGCAAGAAUCAAGUUCUCAGGGUCAUGCGGUCAGAUAACCAUCUGGUAUAUAUGUGAAAAAAAAAGAAAAAUCCACCUAGAAGACUCAGUAGUACGGAAGCAAAAUGUAUAUUUCCAAAGGAAAUUACGAAAUAUCCGCUGAGAAAUUAAAUAGCAUUUUUUGUUUCUUUUCUUUUUUUUUUUUUUUUUUUUUUUUUUUAAAUUCUCAUCUUGGGAUUUUUAAACAUCAAUAUUAAAAAGGCUGUGCUACUCAUUUUUAUUAUAUAUUCAUAAUUCAUAAGUGUUUGCAAUUUGCAUGAUCAUCGAUAGAAAAUGAGACGCAGAGCAUUUUUUUAUUUUAAUUUCAUUCUUUUUUUUUCAUUGGACAAAAAAAAAAAUAUCUUAACUAGUGGAAAUUUUUCUUUUUAUUUAAGAAGUUUUGACACACUUCUUCUAUAAAUAUAUAAUAUAUAAUACCUGACAAAGCAUUUAGUUGAAAAAAAAAAUUUUUUUCUCUCUCUUAUUACAUACGAUACACUUAAUAGUUGACGCCACAAAAAUAUUUGUAUCGGGAUUUAUUCUAUAGAAGCAAAAUCCCAGAUAAGAGUUGACAGAAUUAUCUAUUUCUGUAUUGAUUAUGUAAAUGUUGCGGCAAAGUGGAAAUUUUGAAAUUUGACGAUUAGAGGCGAGAAUUUCAAACGAUUUCAAGCUUCAGUUUACAUUUAUAAAGAUUUAUAACAUUUUAGAUAUAUAAAAAAAAAAAUGAAACUGAAGCUAAAAAUCAAGUGAAAUUGACAAAUAAUUUUUAUUUUUAAAAAGAAAUCAUGUAUUUUUAAUUCUGAUGAAAAAAAAUACUUUUUUCCCAUUAUUAUUAUUAUUAUUUAUCGUUUAUUCGAAGAUAAAUAUUUUUAAGCUUUAAUGUUCAAUUUAAAAAAUUGUUUAAAUAUUAAUUUGUAGAUUCUUCAAGAAUUAUAAGAGAUUGUAUUUUAUUAUUUUGAAAUAAUUGUUUAAAAUAGAAGGUUGGAAAAAAAGAUAUAAUUUCCAACUUUUUUUUUCAUAAUAAUAUAAUGUAGAUAAUAAAAAAAAAGAUGAAAUCAUUUUUAUAUUUAUAUAGCUGAUAGUAAAUUGUGAUUGUUUUUGUUAUUGAUAUAUAUAUAUACUAUAUUAAAAAAUGAAAAAAUAAACUUUUGUUUUAAUAAUAAUUUUUAGGAAUAGUUGAUCUCAUCAUGAGAGUGAGAUUAAAAAAAAAAUUUAUAUAUUUAACUUAUCAAGCAAUAAUUGAACGUUUUUUAAUUACAAAUUAUUGUGUAUAAAUUAUAAAUUGUAUACAAAUUAUGUUAAUUGUUUCUUAAAAACGUCCGCCAUUUUAUUGUUAAUUUAAUUUUCAUAUACAUAUAUGGCCUCUAAUAAAUUUGUAAGAAUUUUUUUUUUUAAAGACAACAUUAGUCGAAACAUGUAAUAUUAUUAAUUGCUAAAUGUUUGGCGUAAUAUUGCAGGACAAUUGAGGAAAUAUUGUACAUAAAAUAUUUGUAUUAAAUAUUAAAUAUUUAUUAAAUAUUUUUAUGGCACUAUAAAAAUUUUAUGUGCAAUAUUUUCUCAAAUUAUUAAUUUACACAAUUACCCCAAUAUUCUAAAUCUCGGAUGGUAAAUUGAGCUGUUUUGCAAAUUUUGAAUUUCUUUGUAAAUACUUUUUAGAGGCGUAUCUCAAUUUUUUUUUAAAAGAAGAAGAAUUUGAUAAACAAUCGAAUCAAAAGUUAGUCCAACGAUAUUUUUUUUUAAUAUUUAAAUAAAAAAAAAUCUUAAUCGUAUGAGAAAAAAAAACAAUUUGAACUUUCAAUGCAAGUGUUAAUAUUUUUAACAUUUUGAAUUAUUAAAAAUUUGUACAUUAAUAAAAAUUGGACAAUUAUAUCUUACAGGAAACGAUUUUGGUAACAAUCUAAAAAUUGACUAUCGUUUCUUACCGUGACAAAUUUUUAAUUUUCAUCCAAAUGCAAUUUUUAAUUAUUCAAAAUGUUGAAAAUAAAAUUUCUCAAACUUUUACUGAAAUAUUUUGUAAUUAGAAAAAAAAUUUUUUUUUUUAAAUGCCUAAGCAGAAUGAAAUUUUUAAUCGUAAAUCUCAAGCUUUUACAUGGGAGAGAAAAGGACAAAAGAUGUUUAUAUCCUUUUCUCUCUCAUGCAAAAGCUUAAGAUUUACGAUUACAGAUUUCAUUCUGCUUAAGCCUUUUUUUAAAAAAUGUGAAGUUGGACAAAUUUUUGUUUUGACUCUACAUCCGAUUAUUUCUAGGUUAUAAACCAUUAAUAAUAUAAAUGUAUGUGCGAUUAUAUAUGUUAAGGUUAAAUUGAUAUUUCAAAUAAAGAUAAAUAUAUAUAUUUCCUUAAUAAUCAUAGAAUUUUUUUUAUUAGUAAAUUUAAUUUAAAAAUUUAAAUUCUUAUUGUGAUUAUAACGGAACGCUCUCUGUUGGAAAUUUUUUGAACUAUAGAAAGUAGGCUUUUUGUCCAGCUUUCACCAAUCAGAGUAUAGUAGCACUGAAAAAAAAUUUAGUAAAUUUUACCCAACUUUUCCGAACUAGCGAAUAUAUCCUCUAGUCCAGAAUAGUUGAGUAAAAUUCACUGAAUUCGUUUUACAGAUCUACUUAAAAUUGAUUGAAUUAAAAAAAAAAUUUAGAACAUUUAAUAAUUAUACCCUCCCACUAUGCAAAUUUUUCAUUUUAGAAAAUCCGAUUAUAAAAAUAUUUAGAAAUUAAAUUUUAUUAUAAAAAAAAUUUGGUUUUAUAAUGUAAUAAUAUAAAAAAAGACGUGUCAGAAUACAUGAAAUUUAAACACCGAGUAAAGUCCAAAUUCCGUUUAAUUUUUUUUUCCCAAGACAAUAAUGUCAUAGUCAUUUAUUAUUAUUUGUGAAAAAAAAAUCGCAUUUGAAUAAAAAGGCGGCAACUUGUCUCGUUUUCACAAAUUUUAAAAUUCUUGAUUUAACAAAAUUUCUUAUCUGUCAAUUACCCUUUCUUUCAUCUUCUCACUUUUAUUAUCAACAAUAAUAUUUCACUUUUCCUCAUACAAAAGCAAUUAUUGAAUUCACGUCAUUUUCUUUCUUUUUUUUUUUUUGGUUUUUACACCUCCGAAACCUCGCUCUGAUGUCACCUGUAGACUUCGGGCUCAGCCGAAGAGUUCCGAUCGAUCCUCGUAAACACUCGUGUAUCUCGUGGUACACUUAAUCAGGAACGUGUCACAAUAAAAAAAAAGAACCACUCUGCAUUAUUGUCAAUUGUCACAAAUAAGAAGAAUGAAAAAUUGUCUAUUUUUUCCAUUCUAAAUAGUGGGGAAUUUUUAAUUAUUUAAUUAUCAAUGUGACAAGUGAGAAUUAAUAAUUAAAAAAAGAGGAAAUUAAAUAUGAAGAAAUUUAAAAUUGCCCAGGGUUCCAUUAUAAUUAAUGUCAGUACUUUGCACUUCGUCUCGACGAUGGUGCUAUCGUUUUGUUCCGUCGUUGCGCUGGUGUUGUAUCUGUAUCUAGCAGACGACAUGUUAGCUACAGGGAGCACCUCGUCUCGGACGUUUUUUUCCGUGAAGAGCUUCCUCGGGAUUUCUUGAGUGAAGACCUCGAUCGGUGAGGUGUGAACGGGGGGGUGUGAGAGAGUGAGAAAGAAAGAGAGAGAGAGAAAGAGUGAGAGAAGGUCAUCUCUCGCGGGUGCGUACGGAAGAGUGAGAAGUGUACGCGUGUCCAGUGUGUUGUGUCAUAUAGUCUUCGCACCAAGGACCUCGGGGGCGGGGGGGAUUGUGAGAUCGUAUCCGAUCCGGACAAGCCCCCGACAACGAGAGGAUCAUCAAAAAAAAAAAAAAAUUUGGAUCCAAAGAUCGAGGUACUUGUCUCCAAAUAGAGACAAUUGUCCACGUUGUACUCCGUCCCGGCCUGUCAACUUGACUGUUGUAAAGUCUCGGGACGAGCCACUUAUCAAUCAAUUUUUUUUUUUUUUUUUUUAUUCAACGUCCAGGGUAGUGGCUAUUUUUGGGUAAUAAUAAUAAUUCCACGACAAAAAUUAAUGAAAAGAAGAGGAAUUUAAAAAAAAGGGGGAAAAAAAAUUUGUGACAGUGGGAGGCAGGAAAAGUGAGUCAGAAAAAUAAAUUUUGCGCGCGUGUGUGUGUGUGUGUGUGAUUACUAAUAGAGGCCGGUGAAUCGUGAUCAGCUGAGAGGUAGGAAGACGAGAACGAGGAUCAGAGGGUAUUAUAGGGAGUGAGCAACCCCUAUAACGAUCGACCCUCGGCCUGCCUCGCGAGUGACGAAUCAAUCGACGAGGUGGGCAGGUGUCGGCUCUCUCCUCCUCUUGUGUGUGGUGUGGUCGCCCUCUUGGAAACGGAGCAAAAACGGAGGAACGAGGAGCUGGUGCGGCUGCUGCACGCGGCACGGUUUCGCCAAAGGGAGAGACGACAAGGAGUGAUCGACGAGGUGAGGCCAAGAGAGGAGAGACGUGCUGCUUGUUCAGUGUAGUUAUGUGAGCCGUGAGUGCCACAUUGUGUGUGAGGGUGAAUAAAGCCGGCGGGAAGGGGGGUCCUCCUCUUUCUCUCUCUCUCUAGCCUAUACUACAAACCCUUAUUUUAAGAGGUUAGGGUUACCUCGUAGAAAGAAAAUUUUUUACCCUGCGAAUUAAAAAAAAAAAAAAAAAAAAAAAAAAAAGCAGGGAAACAAAUUCCCCUGUGUUUGUGUGACAGAGAGAGAGGGG
Leptopilina boulardi is the source of this 5518-nucleotide messenger RNA. RefSeq names its product CCAAT/enhancer-binding protein gamma-like (gene Irbp18). Gene Ontology annotation, biological process: DNA-templated transcription; regulation of transcription by RNA polymerase II. The record is from RefSeq and is a predicted model, not a curated record. The transcript is spliced from 4 exons. NCBI's taxonomy places the organism in Eukaryota, Metazoa, Arthropoda, Insecta, Hymenoptera, Figitidae. Gene Ontology annotation, molecular function: RNA polymerase II cis-regulatory region sequence-specific DNA binding; DNA-binding transcription factor activity, RNA polymerase II-specific. Bases 277 to 630 code for a protein of 117 amino acids.